Molecule: messenger RNA, 3070 nt
Organism: Phaeodactylum tricornutum CCAP 1055/1
Lineage: Eukaryota; Bacillariophyta; Bacillariophyceae; Surirellales; Neidiaceae
Exons: 2
Coding region: 126-2927 (933 amino acids)
Source: RefSeq, a predicted model, not a curated record
GUAUCUUCUCCUCUACCGACGCAUGCCACCCACGGUAGUGCACCGGUAUCCAUCCAUUCCAUACAUCAUCUAUCGACUAUUACAGAGAGCGACAACUGUCGCGAGGGGUAAAAGGCUCGCUCGCCAUGUGGAGACCAUUACUCGCUCGCUGGCACCGAACGAUGGGAGGAUAUUCCGUGCGGAGCGACUCGUGGCCGUGGGACACGCCGUGGCGCAGGGCCGCGUCGGCGCGUGGUAUCACCAAUACGAGUACGGACGGAACCGUCUCGUUGUGGAUGACCUCGUUCGCGACUUCUCUCGCCGCCGCCGCUGUCGUGGUAUUGGGUUACUGUAUUCCCCUACCCACGGUCACGACCUUGUUGGAAACUAAACAACAGCAUAAUUCACACUCGCACGACGAACACUCCAAACCCGUCGUGGCCUACCAGAUUCCCGUCUCCUUUCUCGACCGGCUGGCAUCCAAGUCCUACUUGCACUGGAUUGAUCCGGAUACCCAAUCGCAAUCCACAACGACGAACCGUGCGAGUGAGCAACGUCGCAGAGCUACGGGUGCCGAACCUAGCGCGUCGUCCAAACGACCCGUAGGCAUUCCAGCCACCUUGCGCCUGUUGACGGUGGACUUGCCCGAAGUACGCCACGGAUUUUCGGGAGGACCAUGCGGCGUAGCCACCGACCGGGUUUUCCCCGACGGCAUUGCGCCACCACGGCGGACAAGCUUUGUACCACCAUCCCCCGGAUCGGGGCCGUCGCGGUCGACCACAACCCACCCGGAACCUACAGGGACCCCUACAAAAGUCCAGUCCCCGUCAAUUCCACUCACAGUCGAGCAAAAAGCUUGGGUCACAUCCGUGUACGAAUGCGUUAACCCUGGUACCGGCAGAGUCGCCGUACAAGUCAUGGAAGCCAAUACCGCCUCGUUCAACAUUAACAACGUGCGGAAAACCAAACGAAUUGGCAACUUCGAGUACGACCCGACCGCGUACGGUCCCCAGCGAUUCGCCACGACGCUCGUAACGACUCCGUCCGAUGAACUCCAAGCUCCUUGGAAUCAAUACGCUUGGAAGGAAGAAGUCCGGUUGCGCGUUUCCGGCCAGGUACGGUUCGGCGAACCCUUACGGCAAGGUUCACGCUCGUGGUGGCAAAGGCUAGUGGCACACACUGGUAUUGGUGCCACCUCACGUAGCGUAUAUCAAGCUACGGUUCCACCUCAACCCGUGUCGUGGAGCGAACGUGGAUUGUCUCUGUUGGGACAACGUCCCGCGUACGACACUCUUGCUGGUCGGGAUGGAUGUGACCAUACCUGGGCCGGGAACCAACCCCACGCGGUGGUGGCCAACGGAGCCGCUCUACACCGCGUCCCUCACGCACUCAAAUAUCUGCAACAAACGUGUCGGGAACACAAUGUCCCGCUAUACGUCAUUCGCGAUCCCCGUGUAUGGGGUGCCAACACGAGUGUCCGUGAGACUGUGCACACGGACGGUACGAACGACGAGGACAACGACGACGUGGGGGCGGUCCUGCGGGAAGUUCGAAAAUACGUCAAAGGACAACUCGUUACUAAUUCGUUGCGACUGGCCGCCGGGACGGCGUUUGCCCGGGGUCGAUGGGUGGGACAAUCCGAGGCCCAUUGGCAACACCGAAUCGAAACGGUACAGCGACUGACGCAGGAGCGUCUGGAGCGGGCCCGCGAACAGCGACGCACACUGUUGGAUCGGGAUUGGAGUCAACUGGACGCGGUUGCACUGGAACGCAAGCUGGUGGAGAAGGGCGCCCUGUGUCCUACAAAUGUGGCAGGGACGAAGGAGUGCACGGAAACUAUCGCGACCGCGGGACUCCUGGACUUGGCAAAGCGACUGUCUCGCCAAAACGAGGAGGAUGCGGAUACAGUCCUCACCAACCAAGAUGUGGAUGAUGGUACCGAAUUGGCUGCUGGCAAUGACGAAGGUACAAAGGAUCAAACUGACACACAAACACAUAUUGAUACUUCCUCGUAUAGCAGUAUAGCACGAGCCCUCGUAUGUCCUAUCGCUAGCGAAGCGGUCGCCUGUGUCACGAUGAAGGAUUUUUCCAAAACUUUCUUUCCGGACUUGGAAAAAGUCCCCGAUUGUGACGAAAGUAGUUGCAGUGAAAGCAGUACGGAGGAUGACUCGGUGAAGCGUGAAAAGUACCGUACGAAGGAAGACCAGGAUGUGGCGGUAUUUAUGGCGCUUGCCGAGAGGCUGAGUCUCUCCAGUUUGUUGCAUCUUUUGCAGGGACAUGCUCGGACACACCUCGCCGGGGCCAGCCCGAUGUACCUGACGGCGUGUCAGAUUGCGUCUUCCACAUCGCAAUCGAAAGCAUCUGCUUCCAAAGCACUACACAAAAGAGAACAACCACAGCUUCCCAAAGUCGUCAAAAAGUUUCGUUUUGCAGAAAUAAGCAAUUCUCAGGUGCGUGCCGUUGUGCACGAGAUUCCUACCAUCAAGGAUGAGAAGCAACUCUGGUGGUCGGAAGAAGAAAUGCGCGCCAUUCGGGGCGAGGCUAUCAAAACGGUCAAGUAUUUUCGCAAAUUCCGUCCCGAGUUCACGGAAUCGAUCGAAAUUCUUGCCGAAUCGCAAGAAGGCUCUGCCGAUAAGGCAACGGUGGAAAUGCACAUGAAAAAGCUGACGAACGACUCGUACGCGCGAGGUUUUGAGACGCAUAUUGUGAAUUUAUUGAGCCGGCUGCGCAAGGAAACUGUCAAGGCAGUCCUGGCCGAACAAACAGAAUGCCGGCACUGUGAAGACUCGUACGAUGUCACCAUUGAAUGUUUGCGGGAACAAUCAAUCGCGUACAGUGGGCAGAGCCAAACCUUUGCGGCCAAAAUUGCCGAAUGUGAUCAGGUGGAAGCUCUCAAAGCGCAGCUGUCAACAUGGGUGCCCGAGCCACCAUCACACGGGGUAGAUUAGUGGAAAGGCGUCGUUAAAAAAUCGGGAACAGGAUGAACGCUUUGAACACAGGGAGCUGUGGCUACUUUCAUUGCCAAGACCGACUCGAAAAUCUUCAAACACAAAAGAAAAUUGCUAUACUGUAACAUUUAGUUUUCCCUCUU